GCAGUCAGGCAAUUACAAUGGCGGGCCGAAGAGUCCUCUCCGUGCUCAAAAACAGACCGGCGGCGGCGAAACCGCCCCCAGAACCCGCGCCGCAGCCCUCCGCGGCAGCAGAUGAAGGGAGAUCGAAAUCAUGGGGUCGUAGAAUAGUCUCGGGAGCAUUACUUUGCUUGACAGGGGGCGUAGCUUUGAGUGCUCUUGAUGACCUAGUCAUUUACCAAGGCUGCAGCAGGUUCCUCUCUUUCUCUCUCAAGGCAAUGGAGAAAGCCAGCAAGAACAAGGCAAUAAUAGACGCAAUUGGGGAGCCAAUUGUGCGAGGUCCUUGGUAUAACGCAUCACUUGCUGUAGCACACAAGCGGCACUCUCUAUCUUGCACCUUUCCCGUCUCUGGACCUCAAGGCUCUGGAAUAUUUCAGCUGAAAGCAGUAUGCAAUGAAGAUCAGGGUUUGUUUUCCAUCUUGCGUGCCCGUGACUGGGAGAUCCUUAUUAUGGAAGCUCUCCUUCACGUUCCUGGCAACGAUGAGAAGGAGCGAACAUUCCGAAUAAAUGUUUCAGAUGAUCCCCCUCUCGAAUGCAAGUCGUGUGUUGCUACUUGCCCUUCCACCCCUACCCCUCAACCGCCACCAAUUGCUCAUCAGAAUCAAUCGUAGCUGCUUAUCAAGCUUUCUUACUGCACAAUUCACUCAUAUUUUCUUUAUCUCAAUUGGUAUCUAUGUUAUCUUCCCUAAAAUCUCAGUUUUCAAUAAUUAUUGGGAUUUUGAUAGUUAGUGAGAGAGAUUUUGGCGAAAUUUGUUUCGGUAGGCAGACCAUAGUUGCAACUUCCAUGAAUAAUUACAGAUGAUGAAGGUUAGAUAUUCGAUACGCCUUCAAUUUUAUCAUAAUUUUUAUCAGAUUUAUCCAUAACUGUUUAAUAAUAGUGUCCAUUUUUUUUGCAA
Molecule: messenger RNA, 932 nt
Organism: Salvia splendens (bonfire salvia)
Lineage: Eukaryota; Viridiplantae; Streptophyta; Magnoliopsida; Lamiales; Lamiaceae
Exons: 3
Coding region: 18-647 (209 amino acids)
Source: RefSeq, a predicted model, not a curated record